Molecule: messenger RNA, 1557 nt
Organism: Chaetomium globosum CBS 148.51
Lineage: Eukaryota; Fungi; Ascomycota; Sordariomycetes; Sordariales; Chaetomiaceae
Exons: 2
Coding region: 1-1557 (518 amino acids)
Cellular component (GO): cytoplasm
Molecular function (GO): guanyl-nucleotide exchange factor activity
Source: RefSeq, a predicted model, not a curated record
AUGGCACCGAGGAAACCGACAACAACCACAAGGGGCCACAAGGGCGCCACUUCCAAGAGGGCCCGCGAGCGCGACGCUGGUAUGCUAGAAGGCCGAUCGAAACGACAGAAAACGUCAGCAACAGCCGAGCGUCUCAUCCAAACUCAGGCUCAGGCUCAAGCUCAUACUGCCAGCGCUGUGCCGCGAGUAUCUCACCGAUCCCAAACGGCAGCAGCAGGGCAGCGGGCCACCCAGACGUUGCCCGUCCUUAGCCAGAGACCCACCAGGUCAUUGAUCGUUUACGUUUUUGGCGCCAACAGCGGCGGCGAGCUGGGCCUCGGCCCCAGCGUCAAGUCGGGGAACAUUGGGAGACCGCGCGUGAACCCCUAUCUCUCAGAGUCGGGGGUCGUCCAAAUAUCCCUCGGUGCCAUGCAUGGCGUGGCGCUCACUCAGGACAACAGGAUAUUGACCUGGGGUGUCAACGACCAUGGCGCACUUGGCCGCGACACCGCAUGGGAGGAGAAACUGGUGGAUGCCGAUGGCGACGACAGCGAUAGUGAUGAUGGGGGCGACCUCAACCCGAAAGAAUCCACGCCAACACCCGUCGACAUGGGUGCUUUGCCCCCGGACACCGUAUUCACCCAGGUGGCGGCUACCGACAACGCCACCUUUGCCCUGACCAGCACUGGCCUUGUUUACGGAUGGGGUAGUUUUAGGUCAGAGGACGGCAAGCUGUCAUUCACACCCACCGUCGAGGUGCAGUCCCGCCCGGCUCUGAUUCCCUCCGUCAAGGACGUUAUCAAACUAUGCUGCGGAAGCAACCACGUCUUAGCCCUCACAGCAGAUGGCUUCGUGUACACCUGGGGCAGAGGCACUGAUGGCCAGCUCGGCCGCCGCUUCUCCUCUAGGAUCGUGGACUGGAGUAAGGCGGGGCUUGUCCCGCACAAGGUUGCCGAACUUAGGGAUAUUGUCGACAUCGGGAGUGGCUCAAACCAUUCCUUUGCCAUCGAGCGCUCCGGCCUAGUGUAUGGCUGGGGAUUCAACAACGCGGGGCAGGUCGGAGCCCUUGACAAAGCCGGCGAUCACGAAUCGGCCCACGAACACACCAUCGUGAUCUCUGUCCCCACCCUCGUCAAGGGGCUGGUGGGCCUUCCACGCACAAAGCAAGUCACCGGAGGAAACUUCCACACUCUCGCGGUUACCGAAGAUGGGAGGUGCCUCUCUUGGGGCCGACUCUAUUCAUGUGCUACGGGCCUCAAGGUCGAUACCUUGCCGCCUCAGUCCGUCGUCCGAGAUUCGCGGGGGCCGAGCUUCCUCGGGGUCCCGACGACCAUUCCAGGGCUUCCAGCUGCGUUCGUGGCAGCUGCGAGCGAGCACAGUCUUGCAGUUACGACCGACCAAAACGUCUACACCUGGGGCCUCAACCUGACCAAGCAGAUUGCCCAAAAAGGCGAGGAGAUUGAGGUUGCGACUCAGGUUACCCACGCCAGUGUCGCGGAUUUGCGACUGGUCUGGGCUGGCGCCGGUGCCCAGUACAGCAUGCUCGCCGAGUUUGCCGCCCCAGAAUAUAAUGGAUGA